CCAGGCAUCAGCACAUCCCCAUUCCCCCUCUCAUCUUUCUCUGAUCUUCUUCUUCUUCUUCCUUGGGUAUAAAUUAAAUAUAUCACAGUUGUUGAAAGCAUAAACGGCCGCAGUUAGUUCUUAGCUUAGCUUGGUGGUUGUGAAAUGGCUGACGCAGCCGGUUCAGGCACGGCGAGGAGAAUGGGGUUCGCCAUACCGGAAAAGGUUCAGCUCCACGUGGCCAUGUUGGCCUUGCAGUUCGGAUACGCCGGCUUCCAUGUCGUCUCCAGAGCCGCCCUUAACAUGGGCAUGAGCAAGAUUGUCUUUGCCAUCUAUCGCAACAUCCUCGCCUUCCUCCUCCUCCUCCCCUUCGCCUAUUUUCUCGAAAAGAAAAACCGACCUCGCCUUACCUGGAACUUUGCCGUUCAGUUCUUCCUCUUGGCAAUUGUUGGAAUUACUGCAAAUCAAGGGUUUUACUUGUUGGGUUUGGACAACACUUCCCCUACAUUUGCUUCUGCAAUACAGAACUCUGUUCCCGCCAUUACUUUCCUCUUGGCCGCCAUUCUCAGGAUAGAAACUGUGAGGCUGGACAGAAAAGAUGGAAUAUCCAAGGUGGCGGGAACUCUGCUGUGCGUGUGUGGGGCCACGGUGAUCACGCUGUACAAGGGCCCCACCAUCUACAGCCCGACAGGUCACCCGUCGCUGCAAAAGAUUCCGGCGAGGCUUUCCCUCGGGGACGCCAGCGGCAAGAACUGGACUCUGGGCUGCGUUUUCUUGAUCGGCCAUUGCCUGUCGUGGGCCAGCUGGCUGGUGCUACAAGCCCCGGUUCUGAAGAAAUACCCGGCCCGCCUCUCCGUCACCUCUUACCAGUGCUUUUUUGGGGUUCUUCAGUUCCUCGCCAUUGCCGCCGUCUUUGAAAGGGAGCCGGAAAAAUGGCAUAUCAAUACCGGCGCCGAACUCUUCAGCGUCUUCUAUGCUGGAGUGGUGGCAUCUGGGAUUGCAUUCGCUGUACAGAUAUGGUGCAUUGAUAGGGGUGGCCCGGUGUUCGUGGCGGUGUAUCAGCCAGUUCAGACCCUCGUUGUCGCCAUUGUCGCCUCCGUCGCACUCGGAGAAGAGUUCUACUUGGGAGGAAUCAUAGGAGCAGUGUUGAUCAUAAUCGGCUUAUACUUUGUCCUGUGGGGCAAAAACGAAGAAGCAAAGUUCGCCAAGGCGGCAGUCACCGGAGCUCAGUCGCCGGCGGCGGACCACGGACCCAGCAGCCACGUCAUCAAGUCAUCUCUGGGUCAGCCACUGCUGCAGCCGACGGACAACGUUUGACCGCCAAAAACCGGCGACACUUUUAUCAUUUACUUUCCCGUCUUACUUUACUUGAAGAAAAAGAAAGGAAGAAAGAAAGAUAUAGCAUGCAGCAGCAUAUGAAGAAGGCUUGAUGUUUUGAGUGUGUACCAAACUCCUUUAAUUUCAGUCUAUUUUAUGUUAUUUUAAAUUAUUAUUCAGUAGCUUUUACUUAAGUUUCAAUCUCUCACUAGGGGAGAGUGAUGACUAGCUUGAAAAAUGAAAAAAGAAAUUUGUGGGGUAUUUUAUGUAUGUCAAAUUUUAUGCCUUUAAAUUAUGAAAAAAGAUGUGCACAAUUAUAUAUGCAGUGAGACUUCUCCUUCA
Molecule: messenger RNA, 1638 nt
Organism: Ipomoea triloba (trilobed morning glory)
Lineage: Eukaryota; Viridiplantae; Streptophyta; Magnoliopsida; Solanales; Convolvulaceae
Product: protein WALLS ARE THIN 1-like
Exons: 6
Coding region: 145-1296 (383 amino acids)
Cellular component (GO): plasma membrane
Molecular function (GO): transmembrane transporter activity
Source: RefSeq, a predicted model, not a curated record